This is a messenger RNA of Lasiosphaeria miniovina, 1542 nucleotides long. RefSeq names its product major facilitator superfamily domain-containing protein. Bases 1 to 1542 code for a protein of 513 amino acids. Gene Ontology annotation, molecular function: transmembrane transporter activity. NCBI's taxonomy places the organism in Eukaryota, Fungi, Ascomycota, Sordariomycetes, Sordariales, Lasiosphaeriaceae. Gene Ontology annotation, biological process: transmembrane transport. The transcript is spliced from 5 exons. The record is from RefSeq and is a predicted model, not a curated record.
AUGACUCUAGCUCGUAGAAGGCCUCGCGACCCGGACGAGUUCCCUACUAUUCAGCUUUUCAUCCUCGCUAUCGUUCGUCUUGCAGAGCCGAUCGCGCUCACAUCCAUCUUUCCCUAUGCCUGGCCCCUUAUCAAGCGGUUCAAGAUCGGAGACGAAAAUGAUGCCUCAUUCUACGCCGGCCUGCUCGUCUCGUCCUUCGCCCUCGCCGAAGCCCUGAUGGGCAUGUACUGGGGGGCCUCUCAGACCGAGUCGGCCGCAAGCCCCAUGAUCAUGGUCGGAUUCGCGACCAAUAUCUGGGUAGCGCUCCUUGGACGUGCCAUCGGCGGACUGUUGAACGGCAACAUUGGCGUCAUCCAAACCAUGGUCGGCGAGCUGGUAACAAAGUCUGAACACGAACCACGCGCAUACUCUAUCAUGCCGUUUGUCUGGAGCAUAGGCACUAUCAUUGGACCUUUUAUUGGGGGCACCUUCGCUGACCCCCACGAUGCCUUCCCCAACGUUUUCCCCAAGGGGUCUCUAUUUGAGAUGUAUCCAUAUCUGCUGCCCAACCUCAUCUGUGCCGGGUUGCUCCUCGUGAGCAUCCUGCUCGGAUACUUCCUCUUGGAAGAGACGCACCCGGACAUGCAGCCCCGUGUCAUGCUGCCUGACGACACGUUCCAAUCGGAGAACACGCCGCUGAUCGGAACGUCGGAUGCCUUGAAGCGGCCGGCCGUUGACCUCCGAGAUGACAACUACGGCUCGAUGCGGGGCCGAGGCUCGAGUGGCGGCAAAGCCUGGGCCAAGGAGACGGAGAAGCGCCCUACCGGCAGCGUCUUCUCCAAACGAAUCAUGGCUGUGAUUGUCUCUCUCUCCAUCUUCACCUACCAUUCCAUGACCUUCGACCAUCUCCUACCGAUAUUCUUCGAGGACGACAGAGCGCCCCAGGACUCUUUCCACGACGCCGUCAGCCACCCAAGUCCAUUUUACUCUCCUGGGGGUCUGGGACUCUCGCUCCAGGCGGUCGGCAUGGUAAUGGCGGUCCAGGGCGCCAUCGCCCUCUUCAUGCAGGCAGCCGUAUUCCCCAUAAUGGCCGAGCGAUUGGGAGUGUACCGCCUGUUCAUUUUCAUCACCGUGUUCCACCCGAUUGCCUAUAUCAUCGUGCCCUACUUGCUUCAGGUGCCGGAAUCGCUCUUAUACCCUGCCAUCUACGUCAUCCUCGCCGUCCGCAACUUCUUCUCUAUUCUACUCUACCCACUGCUCCUCAUAUUCAUCAAGGAGGCUACGCCGAGUCCGACAAUUCUGGGCAAAGUCAAUGGUCUUGCCGCGAGUGCAGGCGCUGCGUUCCGCAUGAUCGCCCCGCCAAUUGCCGGAUACCUCUACACCGUGGGCCGGAAGAUGGACUGCACGGCUCUAGCGUGGUACGGCAGCGCCAUCGUUGCCGUCAUUGGCUCGGUCCAAUGCUUUUGGGUGAUCCGGGACAAGAACCAUGAGCGACUAUCAAGCGACGAUGGUAUCCGAAGCACCGCCGCCGAAGAAGCGCCCCUCUUGGCGUGUCCUCCCUGA